AUGACCAAUAUGGCCAGCCCCAUCUUGAUGUCGGGUGUAGUCCACGGCCCUCCCUAUACAGAAGGUACCCUCAGGGACCAUGAAAAUCAGAGCGGUGAAGUCACUUUCAUUCUCUUGGGCUUCUCCGAAUAUCCAGAACUCCAGGGGCCCCUGUUCCUGGUAUUCCUGACCAUCUACACGGUCACCGUGCUGGGGAACCUGGGCAUGAUCACGGUCAUCCACAUCAAUCCCAAACUCCACACUCCCAUGUACUUUUUUCUCAGCCACCUAUCUUUCGUUGAUUUCUGUUACUCUACAGCAGUUACACCCAAACUGUUAGAAAACUUGGUUGUGGAAGACAGAACCAUCUCCUUCACAGGAUGCAUCAUGCAAUUUUUCGUUGCCUGCACAUUUGUGGUGACAGAAACAUUACUGUUGGCAGUGAUGGCAUACGACCGAUUCGUGGCAGUCUGUAACCCUCUUCUAUACACAGUAGUCAUGUCUCAGAAGCUUUGUUCCCUGUUGGUGGGUGCAUCAUACUUGUGUGCUUUAGCCUAUUCUUUAACAUUCACAUACUUUUUGUUGAAGUUAUCAUUUUGUGGGACUAACUUAAUAAAUAACUUUGUCUGUGAGCAUGGUGCUAUUGUUGCUGUUUCCUGCUCUGACCCCUACAUCAGCCAGAAGAUCUUUUUAGUCUGUGCCACAUUCAAUGAAAUAAGCACCCUGCUGAUCAUUCUUACCUCCUAUGUUUUCAUUUUUAUCACUGUCAUGAAGAUGCCUUCAACUGGGGGGCGUCACAAAGUCUUUUCCACAUGUGCCUCCCACCUGACCGCCAUCACCAUCUUCCAUGGGACCAUCCUUUUUCUCUACUGUGUUCCUAACUCCAAAAGUUCCUGGCUCAUGGUCAAGGUGGCCUCUGUCUUUUACACAGUGGUCAUCCCCAUGCUGAACCCACUGAUCUACAGCCUCAGGAACAAAGAUGUGAAGGAGACAGUUAAAAAAUUAAUCAAUACUAAA
This is a messenger RNA of Pteropus alecto (black flying fox), 996 nucleotides long. RefSeq names its product olfactory receptor 5D13. The record is from RefSeq and is a predicted model, not a curated record. Gene Ontology annotation, molecular function: G protein-coupled receptor activity; olfactory receptor activity; odorant binding. Gene Ontology annotation, cellular component: membrane. Gene Ontology annotation, biological process: G protein-coupled receptor signaling pathway; sensory perception of smell. Lineage: Eukaryota; Metazoa; Chordata; Mammalia; Chiroptera; Pteropodidae. The annotation marks the transcript as partial. The transcript is spliced from 2 exons.